Messenger RNA from Portunus trituberculatus (swimming crab), 2478 nucleotides. RefSeq lists its product as uncharacterized. Lineage: Eukaryota; Metazoa; Arthropoda; Malacostraca; Decapoda; Portunidae. The transcript is spliced from 6 exons. The record is from RefSeq and is a predicted model, not a curated record. The coding region runs from base 1096 to 1812 and encodes 238 amino acids.
GUAUCCACAAGUAUUUUCUUUUCUGUCGACUUCUGGUACGCCAAAAGAAGAGCAACCACAGCUUCAGGAGGAAGACAUCCUGGCGGGUAGCUGUUUGUUUACACUCAUUUUGCGUCAAGGCGCUAACUAUAGUUCAUAUUUUCCAGGCGCUGUACGUAUGACACUUUCCGACUAGUCGUAAACUACGUACGUAAAAAAAAAAAUAAUAAUAAUAAUUAAAUAAUAAAAAUAAACAGUUGCAAAUUGGCACGUGUGAACCCGCCUUAUACUCUUAACUUUAUCGGAUGAGAAGUUAUUUGAUUUAGAUGUUGUGUUGUAUAGCUUCAUCUCAUGCUUCUUAAGCCAUGGACCAAUAAAUUGUCCCCACCCACUCUUCCACCAAACUAAAGAAAAAAAAAAAAAAAGUACCAUACAAAUUUUCACCACCACUAUCAUAAUUUCAGUAGUGGUUACCAUCGUCCUGUGAUGAUUACCUUUCAUGUCUGUUUACGUACUACACAAGUGAAAGCAUACCAAGUAAUAUUAAGCAGCUGAUUAUGAAAUCUUAUAUGAUAAUGUGAUGUGUGUCGUCAAGUGUUAUAGCUUGUGAUGUUUUAUGUAGUCCUGUCGUGCCUGUGCUGUAGUGAGAUGGGAUGGCGAUUGGCGGGCAGCAGAAGGGCAGCGGAAGGCUGUCAGAGGUAACGGGUGGACGGGUCGACGCAGCCCGAGGCGGUAGCGGUGUGUUCCGGCAGCUGCUUGCUCACGGCGCAGCACGGGACUUGAGAGUCAGGAGAUGAGAGAUGAAAUUGCACGCACCAUCCAGAAGAUGCCGCAACUGUGGUCGCUCCAUAGAGAUGUGUACACCUAAGCCAUCACACCUGAAGACCUGACCAACGCAUGUAAGCUACAGUGACUCAUAUGCGUAAAUUGAUCGAACAUGGGUAGCCAUUGCGCUUGUCCUCCGAGGAAACAACGAGGCGGCAACGGUAUGCACUGUUGAGUCUCCGUUGCGUCCUGCUGCAUCAUUACCGAGUGACAGCGUAGUUCAUCAGCUUCUUUGGUCGAGAGUGGUUGAUCGCCCCGCUCCCUUGGUUACCGGGACGUGAAAAAAUUAAGAUGAGGUGUGGGAGUGCAGUGGUAGUGACGGGUCUGGUGAUGGUGCUGGUGGCGGUUGUGGUCUCUGAGGCUUGGGAACCGGUGGCUUCAUUAUUUGAGGCUGGAGAGCGACUGCGAACAAUGCAGGCCAGCGUGCGGUGGAUGCGAGGCGGGGACGCGUACUUGUCUGCAGCAUCUACUUUCAGGAGUCCAUCGCGAAGGAUGGAAGUUCGGGCGCCCGGCAGUCUGUCAUCUCUUAAAAAACAGAGGAACCUCCACAAUGUUGUCUGGGAGAGGGCCAUGGGACACACGAGGCAGCUGUUUUUCGGGAGUCUCUCCCUCAUCUCUCUCGCACUCCUGACCUUUGGGGGGAUCCUGUUCGAUGUGGUGGGCGGUGCUCUGUCCAAGAGGAGUGGUGAGGCCAAGGAGACUGUGCUACCAGGCCUGGGGUUGCUGGGCGACGCACUCAAUAACCUUACCGAGGUAGCCCUCAACGCCAUCACCAUAUACCUGUACCGGGAGGAGAGCCCGGACUGCAGCGAACGAUUGUUGUGUGAAAGCAGUCAACAGGCAGGGCAGCGUGGCCUUUUAGACAGCUUGGUCAAUUACCUUACCGGACUGUUUGUGUCACUGUUCCUCCCAGAGCAUCCGCUCUCCCGCAGCCUGGAGGCCAUGCGAGCUGGAAGGAGGAGCGACGACUGUGUGGGGCUUUAUCCGCACUGUUCUGUAAAGCUAUGAGUGCUGCCUCGCUUAUAAAGAGGGAUAAGCCAGAGUACUUUCCAUCCUCGUCAAGUGAUGGAAAGCUGUGUUGAGGGAAGGACACUAGAGUAGCGCCUUGCCAUGUCGUGCACAGCAGUGACUUAAAAGAAGCAGAGAAGUUCGCUUGCUGUUGUGGUUUAGUGCAUGAAAAACAUAUACGAAACAUAUUUAUCACAAAAAAGACGUACAUUUGCAUGGUGAAAAUAUAAUGGAGAAAGAUAUGCUACAUGCAUAAGUUUUUUUUUCUUAUCAAUCGUACAACAAACAGUUAACUUAAGAUGAUUUUUUUUUUAUUAUAAUAGUGAAUUUGUAUAAGCAUGUGCCUUGUGCGCCUAUCAUAUUAUCUGAUUGUAAACAACCAUGGUACGCCCCCCUCUCCUCUCUCUCUCUGAUGAUCCACUGCUUUCCUGCCUGAGCAGUGCCGUUGGGAUACCGAGAGGCCCUUCAUUAUCACCGUCACCCAUUAUGAGUCCAUCUGCCGUCAAAAGUACUUGUAACUACUGCACCUUCGCUGGGGUUUGACGGUUCGUCGCCGCAUCCACGAUCCAGAUAUACACCGUGAGGAUAAUCAUUCUGCUAGCAUUUUAGCGAAUGAACUUUAAUAAAAAAAAAAAAAAACAUAAAUAAUGUGUGUAAAUAAUAAAA